Messenger RNA from Bathycoccus prasinos, 1575 nucleotides. RefSeq lists its product with no specific name. Gene Ontology annotation, molecular function: mRNA binding; metal ion binding. The transcript has a single exon. Lineage: Eukaryota; Viridiplantae; Chlorophyta; Mamiellophyceae; Mamiellales; Bathycoccaceae. The record is from RefSeq and is a predicted model, not a curated record. Bases 1 to 1575 code for a protein of 524 amino acids.
AUGUGUUUGGAAGGCGCGAUCACUCGCGAGCAGCGAGAGCGGUUGGAACAAACCGAACGCGAAGACUUGGAGAAGGCGUUUUCGAAGAAACUUUCCCUGGUGGAUGAUGGGAAGAGCGGGGGCGGGAGAAAAGCCUCCUCCUCCUCUUCUUCGUCCAAGAAGAACGCCGAUGCCGCGACGACGGAGUCUUCUGAUUUGAGAGAGGUGAUCGAGAAAAAGCGAGCUGGGGCGAGCGCCGAAAAGGGCGUCGGGAAGAGCGGUGAAAAGGUGAACAAGGAGCAGCAACACGCGCAGUCGCCGUCGACGAAGAACUCGAGGCAACGCCGGGCGGAGAUGAGGAAAGAGAAGAGAGAAGGCGCGCAGGAGACGAAGAAGAAGAGCAGCGAUAAGAGCACUUCCGUUGCGCAAGCGGCGACAGCGGCGAGCGAGAGUGGGAAGAAGAAGAAGAAGGAGAACGACGUCGGCGGCGAAGCUUUGGAGGUGCUGAAGAAGUCGCAGGAAGAAGCGGCAAAGAUGGAGAAGAAGAAGAAGGAGGAAGAGGAGAAGAGUACGGCGGACGAGGAAGGUCCUCCCGGGUAUCCGCAACCGAAAUAUUCCGAUUAUCUCGCCAAGAAGGAAACAGAAAAGGAAGAGGAGACGAAGAAGAAAGAGUACACGUCGCCUUUCGCGCACAUUUUGCAGUGCGCGCCAACGCCGUUACCGCCGUCCUUUGAUACGCCUCAAGGUGCCAGAGGGGAAGGUUUUGUUCUCGGCGAUCGCGAUAAGGUGCCGACCUCUCUGUUCAAUGUCGACUCCACGUGGCAAGGAUCGGCGGCGUUCGCGCCGCCGACAAAGUUGACGAGAGAGUCCAUCAAAUCGAUUCCGUCGUUUACUCCCGGCACGCCGGUGAAAACUAAUAACAACAACAACAACAACAACAAACCGCGCGAACGCAUUCCGAGAGAGGAAAAAGACGAUCACCUCACGGCGAACGAUUUGUACAAAACCGAGCUCUGCCGAUCGUGGAUUGAAACCGGCGAGUGCCGAUACAACGACAAGUGCCAAUUCGCGCACGGUCGCGACGAGUUACGCUGCGUCGUGAGGCACCCAAAGUACAAAACGCAAGUCUGUCGCACGUAUACGACCACUGGUCAGUGCCCGUACGGCAACAGAUGCCGUUUCAUUCACGAAAAGCUUCCCGAAAAAGGCGUCUUGGGUACACUCGCGACCAACGGGCACUACGUGAUCACGGAAGACUGGAAACCGGGCGGAGGCAAAGAUCCUCUGUGUUUGCGUAAAAACGUCUCGGGAGAGUUUGGCGACAUCGCCGUCACCGAGGACAGUAAAGACGAGGAUAACACGCCGAAAAGGUUGGGCAUUUUCCGACACAUCACGCACGAUGAAUCGUUAUCGUUAUCGGAAGGCCAAUCUUCGCCGCCGUCCUCGCCGACCUCCGCUGAGGAAGGCGAGAUUCGAGGCGCGCGUACCUAUCAAGAACAGGAUCAACAACACCAGCGCGCGAACCAAAACCUGGAAUUCGAAGGAUUCGCCGGACCUAUUCCUCGCACGCCGGAUUUGAGCAAGAGAUACUUCUAG